Messenger RNA from Seriola aureovittata, 6861 nucleotides. Its product is annotated as dermatan-sulfate epimerase-like protein. Bases 1074 to 4733 code for a protein of 1219 amino acids. The transcript has a single exon. Lineage: Eukaryota; Metazoa; Chordata; Actinopteri; Carangiformes; Carangidae. The record is from RefSeq and is a predicted model, not a curated record. Gene Ontology annotation, molecular function: chondroitin-glucuronate 5-epimerase activity; sulfotransferase activity.
CCUCCUCCUCCAUGUGUGUGUGUGUGUAUAUGUAUGUGUGUGUCUGGAGACGGCGGCGGACACGCGAAUAUCUCCGCGUACGGAGCUCAGAUUUACACGCGGAAUAUCCAUCACUCUCGAGGCUGAUUUCACUCUUCCCUGCGGACAAUGGGGAAAACGAGCCAUUCUUUGAAUACUUGAGGAGUGACGACAACUUUCCUCUGCUCGUCGGACUUCACGGCGGAAGAUAAAGCGUGGAGCAAGAAGAAGAAGAAAGAAAGAGAGAGAGAGAAAGAGAGAGAGAGAGGGGGAAAUAAAAGAAAAACAAACUGGAUUUAACAAUGCACACGGAUCAGCUUCCCGAUCAGCAUGUGCAGUUUUGAGCACCGGGCAGUUUGGAGUCUCUGCAGCGGGGACACUGAGCGAUGUUGUCUGCGGAGAUGCGUUGUUUGCUGAGCUUCAUGUCCAUGGAUGUUGCGGCUCGGUCGGGCUGCACACGGAGCCUGUGGGUGGCUGUGAUUGGACCGGACACAGACUGGGGCUGACUGAUGUUUGACCGAGAGGAAAUGUUUUCUUUUUUUUUUGGGGAGGCAAUCGAUAUGAGUUACUGGCGCACGCGAGGAGGGGUGGUGGUGGGGGGGGGAGAGAUGCCAGUCUUCACGAGCACACGUACCACUGUGAGGACGGAGGAGGAAAACAUGCAGGAAUAAGACGAGGAUUUAUAUUUUUUAUUUUUUGAAAUCUUGGAUUUAAAUUCAAAAAGCAGAACAGAGACACCUUCUUCUCUCCCGCGGGCCUUUAUUUGUUUAAUGUAAUGUGUUUUAUUGCCUUUACAAACUGUUAACAAGUGGAUGUGGACAGUUUGCUCCUGCACUAAAGUUUUUUUUUUUUCUCCUUUCUUGACUAUCAUGCAUGUGACUCUGGUAUCGCAUUAUACCGGAUUAUAAAAUAUAGAUUUUAUGGACUAUCACACCGAUAACUAACAUAUCCCACCUGGACUUUUAUUCUGAAAAUCGCAUGUUGAGUUGUGGGACUUUUUUUUUUUUUUUAAAGGAAAGAAAACAAUCAGCUGCUUAACUUUGAAAUCCAGUAAGAUGUAUUCACAGAUGCCGGGCAACAUGGCAGUUAACUGGGUUGUGUAUUCUGUGUUUUUGCUGCCGCUGUUCGCGGUGGGGACCGCCUUCUCGGGGGUCUUCAACGCCACAGACAGAGACAUUUUCACAGAUGACUUGCUGCAGGUGAAGCUCACACAAGACAGAGCUGCUGAGCAUUGGAAACUCCAGUCUACUGCCUCCCAUCCAAACCUGUAUUUUAACCAGGUGGAUGUGUUGCACUUGAGGCAAAGGUCCUCCACCACCCACAGUCACAUUUUUAAAGUCAUCCGGGCGGCUGUGCUCACCAUGUUGUCUAAUGUCCCUUUUUACAUGCCCCCUGUGAAACAUGAGGAGUUUACAAGCAAGUGGAAUGAGAUUUAUGGGAACAACCUGCCUCCCCUGGCGCUCUACUGCCUGCUGUGCCCUGAGGACUCUGCGGCGCUGCAGUUUCUUAUCAAGUUUAUGGAUAGGAUGGCUGAGUACCCUGACUGGAAGGUGACCAGUGCCCCUAACGACGAGGUCCCCAUGGCGCACUCUCUCACCGGUUUUGCUACUGCUUAUGACUUUAUUUACUCUCAGCUCGACCAGCGCAGACGGGAUGUUUACCUGAAAAAGAUUCGCUCUGAGACAGAAGAGCUGUAUGAGCUCUCCAAGUACAGAGGGUGGGGGAAGCAGUAUCUCCAGAAUCAUCAAACCACGAACAUUUUAGCCAUCCUGACCGGUGCAAUAGUGGUCGGAUCACACGACGACCCGGAGUCAAUGAUCUGGAAGCAGGUGUCGGUGAACUACAUGGAGAAAACUAUGUUCCUCCUAAAUCACGUAGUUGACGGGUCCCUGGACGAGGGGGUAGCCUACGGGAGCUACACAGCCAAGUCCGUCACGCAGUACGUCUUCUUAGCUCAGCGCCACUUCAGCAUCGACAACAUGCAGAACAACUGGCUGCGGGGACACUUCUGGUUCUAUUACGCCACCCUGCUGCCGGGCUUCCAGAGGACGGUCGGCAUCGCGGACUCCAACUACAACUGGUUCUACGGGCCCGAGAGUCAGCUCGUCUUCCUCGACACGUUCGUCAUGAGGAACGGGACGGGCAACUGGCUGGCUCAGCAGAUUAGAAAGCACAGACCCAAGGACGGUCCCAUGGGGCAGUCGUCCGCCCAGCGCUGGGCCACACUUCACACAGAAUACAUCUGGUACAACUCCCACCUCACACCGCAGCCUCCCCACAAUUUUGGCAGAGCGAGGAUGCAUAUUUUCUCAAACUGGGGCGUGGUCACCUACGGAGCGGGGCUGCCCAACGGUCAGGGUAAUACUUUUGUCUCCUUUAAGUCUGGCAGGCUGGGUGGCCGCGCAGUCUAUGAUAUUGUCCAUGACAAGCCUUACUCCUGGGUGGAUGGCUGGAACAGUUUUAACCCCGGUCACGAGCACCCGGACCAAAACUCUUUCACAUUUGCCCCUAAUGGACAAGUGUUUGUAUCUGAAGCACUUUAUGGCCCAAAGUACAGCUACCUGAACAAUGUCCUGGUGUUCAGCCCCUCCCCCACCAGUCAGUGUAACGGUCCGUGGGAGGGUCAGCUGGGGGAGUGCGCGAAGUGGCUGCGCUGGACCGACGAAGGGGUGGGUGACACCAGAGGGGAGGUGAUUGUCGCCUCCUCGCACGGGGACACCAUGUUUGUGAGUGGGGAGGCGGUGUCGGCGUACUCCGCCGCCAUGAGACUAAAGAGCGUGUUCAGGGCCUUGGUUCUGCUCAACUCGCAGACGUUGCUCGUGCUCGACCAUGUGGAGAAGUUGGGCGACUCGCCCGUGAAGUCGCUCAGCGCCUUUUUCCACAACCUCGACAUUGACUUUAAAUACGUCCCUUUCAGAUUCAUGGACAAAUACAACGGCGCGAUGAUGGAUGUGUGGGACGCCCACUAUAAAAUGUUCUGGUUCGACGCCCAGGGUCACAGCCCCGAUACCAGGAUACAGGAGGCGGAGCAGGCGGCGGAGUUUAAGAAGAGGUGGACUCAGUAUGUCAACGUCACUUUCCCAGUGACGGGGACAGUCAGCAGAGUGGCUUAUGUUUUACACGGGCCGUAUGUCAAAGUGUCCAACUGUAGAUUUAUGGAUAAUAGCAAAAACGGAGUGAGGCUUUCUUUAACCAUAAACAACACAGAGAGGAUCGUUUCUAUAGCGACCAACUAUAAAGACAUCGGGGCCAGGUUGAAUUAUUUAGGAUUCGGAGGUCACUGCAAAGUUGAGGACAGAUAUCAAAUCACUCGAUUCGGCCUCGGGACUCAACUCAUCCCCAAACAAAUCAGCAGUGAUAAUCAGCUGUUCGACUUUGGAUUCACAGUCAACGUGAUAGCAGGGGUCGUUCUCUGUGUGGCCAUCGGAUUUCUGACCAUGCAGAGAAAGUUUUAUGUGUGCUUCAGCAGGCUGAUGCGUUACGCCCUCCUCUCUGUGCUCAUUCUGUGGAUAGCCGAGCUGCUGUUUGUGUCUAACAGCUGCGAUCAGCUUCUCUGUGGGGUAAAAUGGAAAGGUGCGGGUGCCAAGAGCGAAGUAAACAAACAAAUCAGAUUGUACGAGCAGCGCCGGCUCCCGCUCCCCACCGUCGUCAUAACAACCCUUCCCGGAUCGGGAUCGGAGAUACUCAAGCAUCUUUUCUACAACAGCUCGGACUUUGUUUACAUCAGGGUUCCCACCGAGCACGUGGACAUCCCCGAGACCGAGUUCGAGUUCGACUCGCUGGUCGACGCCUGCGAGUGGUCAAGGUCAGACGCCGCGCACGGACGCUUUAAGAUUAUUCAGGGCUGGCUGCACUCGCUGGUCCACAACACAAAGCUGCACUUGCAGAAUAUUCAGCUGGCGGAGGGCGGGGGCAGGGUCAAACAGCUGCAGAGGGUCGGCCCCUCCAGGGACAGGAAGAAAAGAUCCAGGAGGAGGGAGCCGGCGUCUGAGCUGAAGGGCAAACUGAGGGCCAGUCUGGACAGAGAUGCAGAGUACAUCAGGGAGAUGAGACGCCACGUUGUGGAGUACCCCGAUGCCAGGGUUGUCCUCAACAUGCGCAGUGGAAGCUGGGCCCUCAAACUGCCUUUCCUUCAGGAGGUGGUGGGACCCUCCUUGAGGACAAUCUACUUGGUGAGAGACCCUCGAGCGUGGAUUUAUCUCAUGGUCUAUAACAGCAAACCCAGCCUUUACUCCCUUAAAAACAUCCCCCAGCACCUUUCCUUGAUAUUCAAGGAGGAUGCCGUCAGGGAUGGGUGCCCGAGCGUGGCGCCAGAGUUUCAAACAAUCCGGAGGCUGCUGUCCCGCUCGGAGGCCAACCCGGUCCUGAUACUGGCUCAUCUGUGGCUGGCUCACACCGCAGCGGUGCUGAGGGUCAGCGAGGGCCUCCCCGAGGAGUCCUACCUCCAAGUGAGGUUUGAGGACGUGGUCAACUUCCCGCAGGAGACGGCGGAGAGCAUACACACAUUCCUCGGGAUGCCCGUCUCACCCGCGGCCCUCAACCAACUCAUUUUCACCACCUCCACGAACCUGUACAAUCUGAUGUACGAAGGAGACAUUUCACCCGCCAAUAUUAACGUGUGGAGACAGAACAUGCCCCGAAAGGACGUCAGACUAAUAGAGGAUGUGUGUGGGAGCGUGAUGAAGAGGCUGGGUUACGCCCGGUCUGCCAGUUAACCUACUGCUGCUGGUCAGCUGAUGUUGAGCUGUCUUGUUUUACUGUAGCUGCACAUCCAGUUGUGUAAAGUUGUUUUUGUUUCGUGUUUUUCUUUCUUUUGCACUGACAUUAAAUUUUAAAAAGACGAUGUUACAAGUUGAGGGGGGAAAAAAGCUGUGUAGCAUUGCUGUCCGUGUUAAAAGUUUUUCUUUGUGUCAGCUGUAUUUGUUUGGGUGUGUGUGUAAGGUGUUGUACCGACUACAGCAACAGAUGUCGGUGAGGGAGGAAUAUUUUACAUUAAAAUAGGUGGAAGGGAGCUUCUGUUAUUAGUCUUCUUCCCACAGCAGCUCUGUUCACUUUAACUUGUAGCGCUCUUUUAUUGAGCGAGACUUUAGACCUUUGCUGUUUUUACAUGCAGGGGGGGAAACGCCACUGAGUUUCAGCACAAGUUUUGUGUUACCGCAGCGUCGUAGAACAGCUCUCAGUGAAGAUUUUAUUUACUGUGUCUCUUAGUGAGAGAUGAAAAAUUAGUUGUUUUUUUUUCUUCCACCCCCCCAUGGCUAAUCUGUGAUGUCAGAAAAGAUGUUUGUGCAAAAUUCAUAUCUGUUAUUACAGGGAUUAUGUUUGGGGAGGGGGUGGUGGUGGGUGGUGGGGUAUUUACUGGUUUGUAACAGAUGAAGCUCAUUAAGAAAUAAGACUCAUAUUUAUUGACAGUCUCGGUUUCUAGUUUGUAGCUUUGGGAGACUAAUUUGGCUGUCAUGAAUUUUAAUAUCUGAACUAUUGAGUGCUGUUUCCCUUUAAAACUGUUAAAGAAAAAGAUAAAAAAUGCUGCAAUGUACAAGAAGACGACAGCGGCGCUUUAUUGUUAUGAUCCAGACGUGUAAAUGAUAUGGAUUGUAGUUUCAUCACACCAGUGGAGGGACUUUAUUUGAAGCUCAGUGAUGUCAUGACAGUUUGAUGGCUUAGCACUUUCACAGAGACUCUUUUGAUUGUAUGUGGGAUUCAGUGCAUUUCUUUCUUUCAAAGCUAACUUUUACUGUAUGUACUUGAUUAGCUCGGAAAUCUUAAACCUCGGAAGACAUUUAAACCUCUGAAGAUGUUAUGUCUAGAAGUAUUUAUGGGUUCCAAAGACACAUAUCCCAAAGGAUCAGGAAUGAAUAUGAUUAUUGUAACUCCCUUUGGCAUUUAUUGAAUUAGAUCAGAGGGAAGUGCUUAAUGGGGAUCAAACUAAAAAAAAAAAAAAGAAAAGCAAAAAAAAAAAAAAAAACUGUCAGCCUUGACACAUUUCUAGUCAAAGCAAUUUCCAAAGCAUCCCCUUCAGCUACUCAUAUUAAUCUGCAAAACGCCACAACUGAGGCUUACCCUGUGUUAUAUUGCUGUGCUGUCUUCACCAUAAACGCCUGGAGGAAAUUCAAACGGCACAAAGUUUCCAUUUCUCAGAUAUCCGAUGAUCUUUUUUGGGGCUUUUGUCUUGAAAGAGUUCAGUGAGCAGUGGAUUAAAGGGGAUGAAUAUUAAGUAUAGCUAAAGAAAAAAAUAAAAACAAACAAAAAAAGAAAAAAUUAAAGGGGGACCAUUUCUACUAUGUGAUGUUGUUGCUCUUCGGCCUGGGCAGAAAUGUACACUCCACUCCUCAGUAACCUUUGAUGCUGUCUUGCUUGAACAUUUCUGUAAUGUAAAUGGAUCACAUAUAACAUGCACAUGGUGCACUCAAUUAUAGACUCUCCAUUGCAUCUGUAUGCAAAAACAAACAAAAAAAUGUAUAUCUUUAUAUAUAUAUAAAUAUAUAUAUAUAUAUAUGAAUAUAAAAUAAAAAAAACAUACUGUGGCCAUUUUGGAAAUAUCCAUCUUCUCUCAGCUAGAAACAGUCCUGUUUGUUUUCUUCUCUAUGAACACUGAAACCCUUGACUGCCUGGAAAACCCGUUUGAUGUUUGUGGUCUUUGAAUGUGUAGACUUGGCAGACAUGCUUUCACUUUGGUGUUGCAAUCCUGUUACCAACUCUGUUUUGUAUUUGCUCGUGGGGAUAUGGUUCCUUGCUUCUGUGGCCUUGAAUUACAAUCAUUUCUUUCUAACGGUUUUUCUGUGGGCUCCGGAGCAGGAGGUGGAGAGGAUGUAAAGAAAAAUAAUAAAUUCAUAAAUAUAUUGGCAA